Messenger RNA from Harmonia axyridis, 743 nucleotides. Its product is annotated as attacin-B-like. The coding region runs from base 66 to 578 and encodes 170 amino acids. The transcript is spliced from 3 exons. Gene Ontology annotation, biological process: defense response to bacterium. The record is from RefSeq and is a predicted model, not a curated record. NCBI's taxonomy places the organism in Eukaryota, Metazoa, Arthropoda, Insecta, Coleoptera, Coccinellidae. Gene Ontology annotation, cellular component: extracellular region.
AAUUGCUUCAGUUCGACAAUUUGAUUCUAUCGUAAACAGACUUGUGUUCUAACAGUUAUAUCAGUAUGAUGUUGAAGGGUAUAUUUUUCCUGUUUGGGGUAUUAUCAUUGGCUGCUGGUGACACGUAUCUCGUUGAAGAUCAGUUUGGUUCAGAGUAUCUCAUGGUUCCAAUGCCUCUUCAACGACAACGAAGACAAACAUCUGUAGAUAUCAAAAAGAAUCCAGGAGGUACACAGGUGACUUUGGGACAUAAGGGAACUAUUUUUGAAAACGACAAACAUCUAGUUAGUGGAGGAGGUUUUGUUUCCAAACAAUUCAAGCCAACUGGUCCAACAACAUUAGGAGGAGGUCUUGGCUAUGAACAUAAACCAUCAGGUUCUGGAAUAAAUUUGGGUGCUUCUAACACUCGUGGUUUUGGAACCGAUUUCUCUGCUACAGGAAAUGCCAAUUUGUGGAGAUCUAACGAUGGAAACACAAGAGUAGAUGCUUAUGCUAACUACGACAGACAUUAUGGAGGUCCAUGGGGUACUGGAAGGCCCAAUUAUGGAGGAGGGCUACAAUUUUCACACAGAUUUUGAUAUUAGUCUGAAAAAUAGUUUCAAAUAUGGGAGUCUCCAUUUAUUGAAAUAUUUGUAAAAUCAACAAUACACUGACAAAAACUGUUCAUUGUAUUAAGGAAUGGCAAUCAUCAACUUGAAAUAUAAUGUAUUGUUUCUCCAAUAUAAUGAAAUUUUAUUACUUAA